Messenger RNA from Microtus oregoni (creeping vole), 403 nucleotides. RefSeq names its product seminal vesicle secretory protein 5-like. The record is from RefSeq and is a predicted model, not a curated record. The transcript has 2 exons. NCBI's taxonomy places the organism in Eukaryota, Metazoa, Chordata, Mammalia, Rodentia, Cricetidae. The coding region runs from base 7 to 393 and encodes 128 amino acids.
GGCAAGAUGAAUCCCACCAGCUUCUUCCUCCUUACAUUGCUCCUGGUUCUGGUGACAGAAGCAGCUGCGAGGGGACCCCGUGAAAGGUUCUCACAAGGGUCUGAAGAACAUUCUAAUGAAAACCUUCACGUAAAGGUCCUGGGGGGCCGUGGGGAAUCCAGUUCUUCCCAUGAGGAAUACAGCCGGAGUGAGAACUCAUGGAGUUCCUUCAAAUCAAAAAAUCCCAAAAGUGGCUUCAGUGAGGAAGGCUCGUGGAGUUCCUUUAAAUCAAAAAAUCCCAAAAGUGGCUUCAAUGAGGAAGGCUAUCGUGAUUACAAGACUAGAGGAUCUCGAGGAGAAGAAGGAAUGAGCUCUUUUAAAAGCAGAAUGAAAACUCGGAUUGCUGGGAAAUAAUGUGUUGACU